ACAGCCUUGCAUGGGCUGAGCCAUUUCAAUUGAAGCACACAUCCAUAGGCUGCUGUGCUCUUGACUGCUGGCUUGUCUCCCAGUUUUGAGAGAUUUCAGAUUCAGCCUCCCCUUCUCUCUCUCUCUCUCUCUCUCUCUCCUUCUCUUGUCCUGCAGUUGUCAGGCUUCUCUGAGCUCUGCUAGCCAGGACUCCUGAGCAACCAUGGCAGACACCACCCUCCAGAUCAUUGAACAGCCAGCAGUCUCCGAGGCCUCCGAAGAACCAGCCAGCGAUGAACCUAUCAAACCUGACCAGAUCAAUGGUGUUAUGGUGCUCACCCUUCUGGACAAGAUUAUUGGGGCUGUGGAUCAGAUUCAGCUGACCCAAAGCCAAUUGGAGGAGAGGCAACAAGAAAUGGAUGGUGUGGUAGCCAGCAUCCAAGGAGAGCUAGCCAAGUUAACCAAGGCUCACACUACUACCAGUAAUACAGUGAACAAGAUGUUGGAGAAGGUCCGUAAAGUCAGUGUCAAUGUGAAAACUGUCCGGCAGAAUCUGGAGAAACAAGCUGGGCAAAUCAAGAAGCUGGAGUCCAAUGAAGCAGAGCUACUGAAACGCAGAAAUUUCAAAGUUAUGAUUUACCAGGAUGAAGUGAAACUGCCAACCAAGCUAAGCAUUAGUAAGUCUUUGAAAGAGAUGGAAAAAGAAGGAGCAGGUGAAGAGUUGCCAGCAGGCGAAGAACACCCAGAGGAGGAACAUAUUGAACUUUCUUCAGAUGAAGAGGUAGAGGUAGAAGAGAUUAUCGAGGAAUCACGAGCAGAACGCAUAAAGCGUAGUGGUAUGAGAAAAGUGGAUGACUUCAAAAAGGCAUUCUCCAAAGAUAAGAUGGAGAAGACCAAACUGAAGACCAGAGAGAACCUGGAGAAGACAAAACUGAAGACCAGAGAGAACCUGGAGAAGACCAAGCAGAAUCUGGAGAAGACUCGGCACAAUCUAGAGAAGAGGAUGAACAAGCUGGGCACCAAGAUUGUCACUACUGAACGCAGGGAGAAGAUGAAGACUUCUCGGGAGAAGCUGAAGAAGUCCUUCACACCAGAUCAUGUGGUCUAUGCACGCUCCAAGACAGCUGUCUACAAAGUACCACCUUUCACUUUCCAUGUCAAGAAGAUCCGGGAAGGAGAGGUAGAAGUGAAAGCCACUGAGAUGGUAGAAGUUGGUGGGGAUGAAACAGAGAAUGCUGAUCUUCUGAGAGGUGAAAGCCCUGAGAUGAGCACACUCCUGCAAAUUACGGAAGAGGCAGACACCAUGCUGGCAGACAAAAGUGACAGUGAGUGAGGCAGGCAGCAUCAGAAGAAUGUCAAGAGCUGAACAUGUAAUCUUUCACGUUUCCUCUUUUUGGCCUCACAUGGGCACACGCAUGCACAUACACAAAUACAUACAUACACACACACAAUCUUUCUCUAUAGAUAAAUCUUACAACCCCCUUCCCUGCAAUAUAGUACCAAGGCGCAAUUUUGUAUAUUUCUGUUUCAUUAUACCAAACAUGGGACUUCAUAGCAAUCCAUCAAACACCAUUCCUGCUAUUGAACGCUUGCUUUGCCAGCUUGCUGUGGCAAAUCCCCACCCCAUUCCUCACCUGAGGAUGCUUUCGACAACACAAUCUAUUUGUAUAUCCAAGGGGCAUGCUGCCUUUUACCUGUUUCUCCUUGGUGUCAAGAAUGCUUCCUGGGGACCAGAAAGCAGUUUGGACAGACAGAAAGAAGAACAAAACCAUGGAAACAAAGGAAGAAAAAUCGGCUAAAUUACUGAAUUGCUGAAUUGAGAGGUGGGCAGGGACAGAACUGGGAAAUAGUUGUGCGGAAAGAGGAUGUGAUGUCAUAUGAUAUUGCAAGACAGCAUGUCUGUGCAAUUUCCAAGAGAUCAUUUGGAUGCAGUCAUGUUUGAUGAGCCUUGUGUUAAUGCACACAGAAGGCCAAAAGCUGCCACUCUGUACCUGAAAGGAAAGGAGAAGAGACAUCUAAGUGGAGUGCCCUCAAAGCUAUGCAUGCUCUUAGCUGAACCUCUUUGUGAGCUUCAUUGUAAUAUGAUUCUCAUUGCUUCAGUGUGUAUUGCUCACAGGGAGAGUGAAGAGGGUGCAAAGGACUGUUGUGCAAGUGCAUUAAGCUGAGAAAGAGUGAGAGGUGUCACAAAAACAGAGAGAGCUAUGAUAGCAUUUUGAGUACAAGUAAUAAAAUUUUAUCAAAGAAGAACAAAGGAGAAAACUCUUGUCCAGUCCAUGGGGCUUGUCUGGACUGGAUCCUGAGCACUACAGCACUGUUGUAUACAGUAAUGCUUAGGGUCCAGAUCAUACUCUGCAUUCCUGUUCACCUGCUAUAAUGAUUUUGAAUAGCCAAAUUAUUUUGUGCUUUCUAGUAGGGUAACAUUUGGACCCCUUUAGCAGUGUUUGCUAAAUACGCUACUUAGUAAGAGAAGUAGGAGCUGAAGGGGCUAUGGUGCAGAAGUUCACAGACAAAACAGCUUCGUUGUGGAGAAGCAUCAAUGCAUUCUCAACAACCACUCUCCACUACGUACUUAUACAGCUACCUCUUUUUUAUCUUCCAAUUCCAAUGGGAAUUUUUCCAAGCAUACCAAAGAGUUAUCCUUUCUUAGUGUUGGAUGCAUGCAACUGUCCUUCUCUGCCUAGUGUAACAGAACACCCCCCUCCUUCAGGAUUUGGAAAUGUUAUUUUUAUGGACUAUAACUCUAGGAAUCUUGCAGUCAUCAUGAUCAUUGAGCACUGUAGCCUAAAAAAGUUUUCCUAGGUCUGCCCUCUUCCCACAAUCUUCUGCUGGGAUUCCUUCAGGCUUCUCUCGCAGACUCGGCCAUUUCAUGCCUUCCACUUCCUCUACCAAACCCUGUACAAGGGCUGCCUUUUCUAGCAACUGGGUUGGCUGAGCUACUGACAAUCCAGUGGGGAGAUGUGUGUCUAUGUGUGCAAAUACCAGAGUGUUCUUACUUGACCAAGAAGUAUGCAAGUAAAUAGUUUGCAAGGGGCUGUCCCCACCACACUAUAGACUUUUCCUGCAAGCUUUUCUAUUCUUAUUAUAGAUCUUAAGUUACAGAAGGACAGAAAGCUCCCAGUAAACAAGAUAUACUAGGCCAGUAAGGCCAUGCCUUAUGGAGAGAGUAAGUGUGCCCAAGUUUGGGGGUGUGGAAUGUGCCAAGCAGCUGCAUUGUUCCUUUUAUAAGACUGCAUCCUGGUGAGCAGCAUGACUAAUAAACUUUCUUUUCUAAAAGAACAGGUGUGAAGCGUUUUGAAGAGAAGCAUCACGAAGGCUACUUUGUCAGUUGCAGUUUAGGGACACUUAGGGGCCAAACCAUUAUGUUUUACUGCCUGAGAUCGAUAACUCAAGCCUAAGGUCAAAGUGCAAAGUAUCCAGAGCCAGCAAAGUUAUUUUGGGCUACAAGGCUCACGUUCUGACAAGUGUCUUUUCCCCAUAACUGGUGAUAAAGAAAAAUGAAAUAAAAUGCCGUAAUAAGUAAGCUAAUGAAACAACAGUUUCCUGCCCUUUUGUGACACUUGAGAGGUGCUGCUUGAGAUGGAUGUCUCACUAUUCCUAAAGUCAGGUCCAACUGUAUGCAUAUGAAUGAAGACAUAAUUGUCAGCUUGUCUGUUUAAUUGUUCACAUGGUUUUUCUCCAUCAUCCAGCAAUGGAAAUUUUGCUCAAGUAAAUCAAACCCUCCCAUUUUUUUACCACCUAGAGCAGUGGCUCUCAAUCUGUGGCUCCCGGGUGUUUUGGCCUAUAACUCCUAGAAAUCCCAGCCAGUUUACCAGCUGUUAAGAUUUCUAGGAGUUGAAGGCCAAAACAUCGGGGGGCCCACAGGUUGAGAACCACUGCCCUAGAGAAAGAAGACAACCAGUAGGAAGAAGCAGGUGCCUACAAAGUGGAAGCAAGUACUGAGCAAAAAGUCAUUCCCAUUUCCUCUUGAAGUUCCUGUUUGUGCACCUGGACAGAAUAGCAGGCAGGUUUAGGCCCAGAGCAAGCAAGUACAUAAAGCUAGCAACCUUUACCAUGCCUGCUGGCUCACUUUCUUGCAUUGGGCUGAAUGGAGAUGAAGGCUGGAUUCAUUGAGCACAGUUCCCAUCACCAGGACAUCACUUGCAGCCACAGCACAAGUAACAGGUGGGAGAAAAAGAGGCGUGUGGUACCUUUGAUCCAUUUUUACAAGGCUAAGGAGGAAGGGUAUGAAGUAGUGGCCAGAAGUGAGUAUGGACUAUCCAUAUGUGGAGGGAUCCAAAGGUUUCUCUUCCUUUGUAGCUUCUGGUGCAGGCCAAACAAUGUACAAAAGGUGCUCUUUUAUUGUUUGAUAUAAUCUCCAGUACAACUAUCAGCAUCUUUUCCCUCUAAAUUAAACUGCUGUUAAACAUGCCUUUAAAAAGUAUACUUUGAUCUUCAACCAGUCAGAUUAGAAAGAGAGACCAUAAGGAGCAAUUAUAGUUCUCCUGGCCAAAAUCUGAAAGUGUGGCUUCCAUUUGUUCCUCGAGGUGGCAGUAGCUCCCCUGUACAAAUAGCAUUAAAAUUAAACAGGGAGGGACCCGAAUGGUUUGGGGUUGUUGCUGUAGUUUACCCUGACCUGUAAUUAUUUUUUACCCAGGUGGGCCACAUUGUGACAGAACUGGGGAAUGGUCAUACAUGACACUUUUUCAUACUGUCUUUGAUUCACAACUGGAAGGAGUAUGCAUUGCCUCUUGUUCAAAGACCUUGAGUUACACACUGUCCUACAUUCGGCCAUUCUAAUGGCAAUUUUAGUUAGCACUAACCCAAAUAAACCUUAAUUAGAGUCUGCUAAGGAUCAAAACAGUGAAGACUGUUUGGGACAUACAAAGUGAGAGUAGAGAAACUUAGAGGAGUAGGACGUGGCUGCUAGGCUAAAACACUGAACAGGAGCGUUCCUGCUAGAAAGCGAAAAUACAUUGUGCUGUAUAUUCUGCUUGUAUGUUUACAAUGCCUACCCUGGUUUUUAAUUCCAAGCAUAUCAGGGGCCUUUCAAAAUCCAUUCCACUAUACAAAUGAUAAAAAAUGCAAUAACGGUCUACAAAAAUGAAAAAUCAAUGGAAAGACGUACAGGAAUAGCAUGGAUUUAAAAGCUGGGAAACAAACAAAUUACCAAAGCUAUUUGAUUUUUUUUUUUUGCUUGAUGCCUAAAGCUAUCAGCUAAGAUGAAACUUUGUCAUAUGCUGGAUAAAUGGGACAGGGUUGAGGAAUUAUUUUUCUAUCAAAGGCAACACUGAUUUGGAGUAAAGCUGUUGAGAAUUUUUGCACUCAAAAAUUCCAUCAGAAAAACUCCACCACCUUUUUCACCCUUUUGCAAAAACAAAAAUACACAACAUAUUUGGGGGUAUGGGGUUUUGUUUUAGUACAAUACCGUCUUUUAAAAUGACAGUUUUAGUGCUAAACUAAGUCAUGGGAAAUUCUUACUCCAAAAGUCUGAGAAUGCCAUUGUAAACAAUCAUUGUAAAAAGUGCAGCAAAUCAUGUAAUCUUGCCCAGUAGGGAGGAAACCUUUUCUAUUUUUGUUUCUGAGAAUGAAAUGACAAUUUACAUCGUAUUCCCAAGUAAUUUGUCUACCAUUUUCUGGCACUGGGAAGGACCAUGAUGGUGACGCUGCAAGGGUAUUUGAACAUGCCCCUCCCAUCCAAAUUCUUCCCUCCAGAAAAUCUUCAUUCGGCCCUCAAAGUUCUAGCAGAACUGCAGAAAUUUACAUUUACUUAAGCAGUUAGAAAUGCAGUUAAGUAUCCAAAGUAAAGGAAUAAAAUUGCCAAGAGAACAUGCAAAGCAAAUAUAAGGACUCUACCUGUCAACAAUGCACAGUGUCUUUUUGCAAUGCUAGAAAUUAGGGCACCAAAAAAAGAGAGAAUUUCACACUAGUUGUCACGUCAAUAGACAAGAUUUUAUCAGCCAAUAUGGGCAAAGAGCAAGGAUACAAAGAGAUGGAGGGGAUGAAGACACUGAAGCUAGACUAGAGGAAGCUGCCUUUUAUCAAGUCACAUCAAUAAUCCACCUAGUUUGCAAUCAGAGGUAGACAACCUUCACUAUGUUGUUAGAUUGUAACAUCCAUCAGUCCUAAACAGCAUGAGCAAUAGUGAGGUUUCAUGGGUGCUAUGAUCAUGUGACAGUUGGAAGGUGACAAGUUCCUGGGUGUGGAUUUCUACCUCCCUUAUAGGGUUGUUGUGCAAAUGGAGUCAGGUAUAGGGGAAUAAAAAUCAGGAUAUUUGAUUUUA
Molecule: messenger RNA, 6238 nt
Organism: Anolis carolinensis (green anole)
Lineage: Eukaryota; Metazoa; Chordata; Lepidosauria; Squamata; Anolidae
Gene: cavin1
Product: caveolae associated protein 1
Exons: 2
Coding region: 203-1312 (369 amino acids)
Biological process (GO): termination of RNA polymerase I transcription; transcription initiation at RNA polymerase I promoter
Cellular component (GO): cytoplasm; caveola
Molecular function (GO): rRNA primary transcript binding
Source: RefSeq, a predicted model, not a curated record